Lichtheimia ornata is the source of this 387-nucleotide messenger RNA. RefSeq lists its product as uncharacterized. Lineage: Eukaryota; Fungi; Mucoromycota; Mucoromycetes; Mucorales; Lichtheimiaceae. The record is from RefSeq and is a predicted model, not a curated record. The transcript is spliced from 2 exons. The coding region runs from base 1 to 387 and encodes 128 amino acids.
AUGACUAUGCGUUACCAACUUUGCUUCUUGGUUGUUUUUCUUCUUGGUGCGCUGGCAGCACCCAUCGAAAGGCGUAAAAGUUCUCAAUUUAGCGGCGACCUUACAUACUACACACCUGGUCUCGGUUCAUGUGGAGAGACUAAUACGGCUACGGAUUUGAUUGCUGCCUUGAAUGCCCCACAAAUGGCAAACGGUGAGAACCCAAACAAGAAUCCCAAUUGUGGCCGCAAAGCUCGCGUGAAAACGAAGAAAGGCUCGGUUACUGUCAAGAUUGUUGAUACAUGUCCUCCUUGCAAAUCAGGCGAUUUGGACCUUUCUCCAGCCGCGUAUAAACGUGUAGGAGAGUUUGCAGAUGGCCGUAUCCAGGGUACUUGGGAAUGGGUAUAA